Messenger RNA from Alternaria alternata, 1785 nucleotides. RefSeq names its product HET-domain-containing protein. NCBI's taxonomy places the organism in Eukaryota, Fungi, Ascomycota, Dothideomycetes, Pleosporales, Pleosporaceae. The record is from RefSeq and is a predicted model, not a curated record. The transcript has 2 exons. The coding region runs from base 1 to 1785 and encodes 594 amino acids.
AUGCCUAAUACAUUCAGCUUGGCGAUACGCUACAAUCCCGUGUUUGUAGGUUACGACAAGUGGAACAUGUUCAUCCUAGAGCCGGAUGAGAGUUGUACGCUAUCUCUGGAUUCCGAUGUACAAUCUAGCUUUACCAGUGACCGGACUUCUUCAGCUGAAUCUAUGCAGACGGCCGCCAAGUGGUUGCAAGAGUGUGCCAGUUCACAUCAAUCUUGCAACACAUCUGAGGGCGGUAGCACUUGGUACCCAACGCGUCUCUUACACCUGGCCGACCCUAUUGAAGACAAGAACUACAUUCGGCUCAUACGCACAGCACGAGAACCACCAAUCGGUCCUUAUGCUACUUCAAGCCAUUGCUGGGGCAACAACAUGCCUCUCAAGCUCACCCAAGCAAUGGAAUCUGAAUCUAACUUUUGUUUCCCAUUGGCUGAUCUACCCAAGACUUUCCAAGAGGCCAUUGAGGUAUCCAGACAAUUGGGAAUUCUCUACCUGUGGAUCGAUUCACUGUGCAUAAUUCAAAGUGGAGAUGAUCGUCAAGACUGGUACCGAGAAGCAAGCUCGAUGGAUAUGGUAUAUACAAACUCUCACUGUAACAUAUCUGCGACAGAUGCAGAGGAUAGUACGAAGGGCCUUUUCCGACACCGUGCCCCUCUGUACAUUGGCCGCCCGCGCGUCAAAGUCAACCUAGACGAUGUCCAGUCAGACACUGGACAUGUGGAGUGUCUGAUGACCGACUAUCUCCUCCGGACACAUGUCCUACUGCACUCGCCUCUCGACAAACGUGGCUGGGUUUUCCAGGAGCGUUUUCUUGCACCACGAGUUCUGCAUUUUUGUCAAGACCAGUUGUUCUGGGAGUGUCGAGAACAUACUGUAUGUGAGACCUUUCCUCAAGAGCUACCGCUUGUGUGUCUAUAUUAUACUUCAGCAUUUCUCAAAUCUGAAGCAAAAAACCGACAACGCAUUGCACAACAGCUUGACGGGAACAGCAUAGGUGAAACAAACUGGGAGGACUUAUGGACCACGUUGGUCCGGACGUACAGUCCCAGGAACCUGUCGGUCCCAGGGGACAAGUUGGUUGCCCUUUCAGGUGUGGCUAAGCAUGUGAUGCCUUAUAUCAAAGACGCUUAUGUCGCUGGCAUGUGGUGCAGGAAUCUUGAGAAGUUCCUAAUGUGGCAUGUAACUGGCCCCAAGCCACGCCCGCCUAGUUACCGCGCGCCAUCCUGGUCUUGGGCGUCUGUGGAUGGACUAAUACAGUACACUGGUCGGGCCACACAGGAAAUUUUGAUACAUACCGAAGAUGUUGUACUUCACUACGCAAUUGAAGAUAUCACAGGAGCGGUGACAGGUAGAUGGUUAGAUCUGCGUGGCUGUCUCAAGCCUAUGAGAUUGCAAGGUGUCAAACACGACGAAGGUAUAAGCUGGUACAUGGUGUUUGGCAGUACUAUCGUCUAUAAACAGAACGUUAAGGGCCCAGAACAACGAAUACACGCCUCCCUCGAUACAUUGUAUGAUGAUGAGGUAGCUUUCGAUGACGAUCAUACACAAGAGCGACUGUUCUUUAUGCCUGGGCGGUUAGUAGGUAAAUCGGAUGAGGGUACUAUCUUAUGGUGCCUGCUUUUCAGGCUUACAGAGUCCAACGACGAUGUGUUCGAGAGGAUUGGAGUGGCUCGCUGUUCUGCAGAUGACAAAAAGGAGAUGCUGUUGGCAGAACUGGACGAAGGUACAAGGGCUCGUUUACCGUGUAUGCGCUACGAGAACGGGCUUCAUACAAUCCGGAUCGUCUAG